This is a messenger RNA of Polistes dominula (European paper wasp), 3630 nucleotides long. Its product is annotated as lethal (2) 34Fd. The record is from RefSeq and is a predicted model, not a curated record. Gene Ontology annotation, cellular component: small-subunit processome; nucleus; 90S preribosome. NCBI's taxonomy places the organism in Eukaryota, Metazoa, Arthropoda, Insecta, Hymenoptera, Vespidae. Gene Ontology annotation, molecular function: protein binding. Gene Ontology annotation, biological process: maturation of SSU-rRNA from tricistronic rRNA transcript (SSU-rRNA, 5.8S rRNA, LSU-rRNA).
CUGUCAACUAAAUAAAAUGAAAAACAUAAGCACACGUGUGUAUCGUAAUCGCAGAUAUGUUGUAUAAACAAGCACAUUUUUUAUAAAAAUAUAAGUAAAUUAUAAUAAACAAGAUGCAGGUUUCUUGUCCGAAUAAUGUAAAAAUUUAUAACUUAAGUGUAGGCAAGUCUUUGCCCGAUUGGUUGUCCGAAAGAAAAAAACGAAGUUUACUAAAAAAAAAUGUUGGCUUAAGACGUCGCAUAGAACUUAUACAAGAUUUUGAUAUGCCCGGAGUUAGUACAUCGAUUAAAAUUUCGAAAGAUGGACAAUAUAUUUUAGCAACCGGAAUUUAUAAACCGCGUGUUAAGUGUUUUGAUGUUAACAAUUUGUCAUUAAAGUUUGAAAGAUGUUUUGACUCUGAAGUAAUCACAUUUGAAGUACUAUCAGAUGAUUAUAGCAAGGUUGUGUUCUUACAAUAUGAUAGAAACAUUGAAUUUCAUGUUGCUCAUGGCAAAUAUCAUCGGCUUAGAAUACCACAAUUUGGCAGAGAUUUAAAAUACCACUAUCCGUCUUGCGAUCUUUUUGUCGUAGGUGUUAGUAAUGAAAUCUACAGAAUUAAUUUAGAAAGAGGACAAUUUUUACAAUCGUUUCAAUCGGAAGCAACUGCGAUAAAUAAAUGUGAAAUAAAUCCGUUACAUCAUUUACUCGUCGUUGGAACGCAGGACGGGAAAGUUGAAGCUUGGGAUCCGCGAACAAAAAAUAGAGUUGGCGUAUUGAAUUGUGCGUUAGAUUGUGUACUUCAGAAUGAUGGGUUGUACACAGUUCCUUCCAUUACUUCUUUGAAAUUUCAAGGUGGUUUGACGUUAGGCGUAGGAACAUCUAACGGGAAAGUUUUAUUAUACGAUGUCAGAUCUUCUAAACCAUUUUUAUCAAAAGAUCAUGGAUAUGAUUUACCUAUCAGAAAUAUCGAGUUUCAUAAAAAAUUAGAUUUUGUUUAUUCUAUGGACAGUUCUAUCGUUAAAAUAUGGGAAAAAGAUAACGGAAAAAUAUAUACGUCCAUAGAAGCAGAAAAUGAUUUUAACGAUUUAUGUGUAAUACCGGAUACGGGAAUGCUUUUGAUAGCAAAUGAAAGUUCUAAAAUACAAACUUAUUAUAUUCCUAGUCUUGGUCCAGCACCUUACUGGUGCAAUUUUCUCGACAAUCUUACAGAGGAAUUAGAAGAAUUGAAUUAUGAUAUUAUUUAUGAUGAUUAUAAGUUUGUUACUGGAAAAGAAUUGGAUGAAUUAGGACUUUCUCAUUUAAAGGGCACUAAUUUACUUCGAGCUUAUAUGCACGGUUACUUCAUAGAUAUCCGUUUAUACCGAAAAGCUAAAAACGUAAUGAAACCAUUCGAAUUUGAGGAAUAUAAGAAAAAGAAGAUACGAGAAAAGUUAUCAGAGACGUGUGCCAAUAGAGUAAAAGUUCAACAAUUGCCUAAGAUCAACAAAGAACUGGCUUUAAAAUUAAUGGAAGAAGAAGCGAAUCCAAAUACUAAAAAGAAGAAGAAAAAUACGGUAAAUAUAUUGAAAGAUGACCGUUUCAAAGCAUUGUUCAAUAAUCCAGAUUUCCAAGUUGAUACAAAUUCAGAAGAAUACGCUUUAUUGAAUCCGGUUAUUUCGCAACUUGAGAAAAGCAAGGCAAAGAAAUUAAAGGCUGCGAUAGAACAGCAAGAACAAUCGGAAAACAAAAAUUAUUCUCUUAAUGAAGAACACGAAGAUAAAAAUUCAAGCUCGGAUGAGAGUUUUAUACAUGAUGAUAGUUCGGACGAUGAAAAAACUUGGGCUAAAGAUGUGCGAAAGCAAUAUCGAAUGAUAAAGAGAAACCGACAAAGAGAAGAAGAAGAAGAAAAAGAAAAAGAAAAGGAACAAGAAAAAGAAAAAAACAAAAAGUUAAAAGACAAUAAAGAAAUAUCAAAUAAUCAAUCGAAUCUAUAUGAAUUUAAUGAAGAUAUAGAAUUUAGAGGAGCAAUACCUGUUCCAAAAAGACAAAAUAAAAUCUCUCUAGGAAAAAGAUUGGAAAAUGAAGAAAUGAAUGAUGUCCAAGUAUCCGGAUCGCGUGGUAGCAGAGAAAUGAAAUUUAUUAUUGGGAAAAGAAAACAAGAGUCGAAAUCAAAUCAAACGGUAAAAAGACACAGAUCAGAAUACAGGCAUCUUCUACGGCCGACUGGAAAUAUUCAUAAAAAAAAAUAUACUGAUUCUAAUGAAUCAAAAAAUGGAAAAGAUCCACCUCAUCAAAACUACGAAGACAACAUUCAUACAUCUACGCCUUCUGUUUUAUCAGAAUUACAGAUACACAGUACAGAAGUAGAAAUAACAGAAAUGCCAAAUUUCGAACAUUUAAAUACAUCAGCAGUUUUACAUUAUUGUAAACAUAAAAUAUUAAGGCCUUACUUAAGAUUAUUGGGCGUGAUGGGAUUAAGGCCGAUCAGCAGUGAUGAGACCGAUCACUUUCCACGUUAUUGCAUUUUAGCCAAUUUUCAUACUUUCCAAGUCGCUUUAUUUAUGUGCAUUGGAUAUAUUUUACAAUAUAUGGCAUGUUUCAGAAGGGAUAGAGGAUUUUGUUAUAAACUAUUACCAUUGGAAUUACAGAUCGUUCCAAAUAUUAGUAAAGAGCGUAUAUAUGAGCCGAUUUGUUUUGGAAAUAUUGUAUUCAGUUAUAUAAUUCCUAGUUUACUUCAUUUAAUCGCAUAUUUAUACACAGUAUACCUAUUUCGUAUUAAGGAACAUGAGCAGUUACAGAAUUUAAUGGAACGAGCGUUUCUCUUAUCAUCUAAUCCAAUUCAUAGAGGAAAUCAAAAAAAGCUCGUAUGGAUAUUGUGGCUUUUUAUAGCUUUAAGUAUAGUUUGGAUGAUAGGAGCAUUAAUUACAGUUAAUGUUAUGAUGGCACAAGGAAUUAUUUUGUUUCAAUGGCUGGAACAUAGUCCGUAUCACGUUAAAAUUAUUUUGAAAAUACUUUUAAUUAUAUGCACACUGUGGCACGAUAUGGUACAAGGAACUAUCAUAACAAGUUAUUGUUUGCAAGGUCAACUUCUAAUUGCGCAUCUUUAUUUUCUCAGAGGAAAGUUACUUCAACAUACGUUACCUCCCAUAGACUGGAUGAAGGAGAUAAGCGAAUUUAAGAAAUUGUUGAAAUAUUUUAACAACGAUAUGGGACCUGCCGUUUCUAUUUAUACGGUUGUGAAUCUAUCCUGGGCAAUCGCAGGAACUAUUUGGAUAUUGCAGAACAAUGAUGAAGCAGAAAAUAAUCCAGUAACAUACAUUGGUAUAAUUAAUGUAGUAUUAUGGAUAUUGAUAUCGAUAGUUCCAUUUAUCCAGGCAGCAAGAUUAACAACUGCCUGUUCUAUGAUUCAAAGUAUUGGUCAUGAAAUACGCAUCCGACCAUUUGUUUACGAAAGUACACCAAGAGAAGAUUUGGAUACUAUACUUUUAUAUACUUCAUCAUUAAAAAUGUGUGCUAGAUUGUUUAGAAUACCGAUUGCAGGUAGAUAUUUGUUUCUACUUUUAACUGUUGCUAGCAUUACUAUACUUACAUUAGGCCAAUGUCAAAUUUUAUGAUUCAAUUUUUUUAAAUCAAUUUAUUUUCACUGUAUUUCUUAUUAAUUUGAAAUGCAUA